GAAUCUGAUUGGAUGGAUGUCCUCGUCUCCUCUCUCUGCAGCUGUGCGAUAUGUUUGCGCUUCACUAGAGGGCGAGAGACUCCGCGUUAAAACCCUGAGACCCGGACCCGAGGCUGCAGCUGCAGGCACGUUUAAAGUCCUGCACGGACAGACAGAAAGUUCUAAAAUGGAGACCAAGAGACAAAAAAACAAAAGCAGAAAGUUAAAGAGACAUUUUGCACAAACUGUUUUCCUGCGUCAGGAUCUGCAAACGCACCACGAGCUGCCGAGCAUCUUUUCAGGGCCCAUCUGCGCCUGCAGGAGGGAGGCGGCGGCCGGCAGAGGAACAAUUAGUUUUACAGCCUUAAUUUGCGCCCUCCAUUUAGCCCGGCGUUAACACCACAAUGUGGGCGUGUUCUCGCCCCCUUUUUUAACUUUGCACCGCCUGUCCUCCGGAGCUGUGCGCACUUUGCGGAGCAGCCACUUGCUGCACAGUGGAUGCAGAGUUCAGCUCCGGCUUUGCCCGUGGUCCCCCCCUUUCCCACCCCCCGCCAGCCACGACCACCCGGCCGCAGCUCGGGCUCUGAUCUCAGGACCGGAGGAUGGAUUUCUCUCACUUCUCUUGUCUCUGCUGGGCUCUUGCGUUUGUUUGUGAAGUCCCCUGUUUUCAGACUCUUGCGAUUUUCCCUCCAGCUGCUCCGAAGAGCAGCAAGGUGGCGAUGAUCUUUGAUGGACAGGAGGCGUCUAAAUAUUUCAAGGAGUUUUACGCGCCGCCGUCCAUCGACAGAAACAAUAAAGCAACAUCCAAAGACUCCAUCGAGCCUCAUGACUACAUGCUGUCCAUCUACAAGACCUUCUCCACGGCGGAGAAGCUGGGGCUCAACGCCAGCUUCUUUCGCUCUUCAAAGGCUGCAAACACCAUUGCAAGUUUUGUGGACAAUGGACAAGAUGACCUCCCACUCUCCCCUCUGAGGAGACAGCAGUAUCUGUUCGACGUCUCAACACUCUCCAGAAAAGCGGAGGUGCUGGGAGCCGAGCUCAGGAUAUACACCAAAGUGUCUGGGAAUUUCAGGAUAUCGGAAACAGAGCCCGUCGACAUCCAGCUCCUCUCCUGCCACGACCGGCAGCUGCUCGACUCCAAAACACUGGACCUGCAGGAUUCCCAGAGGCCAAAGUGGGAGGUGUUGGACGUGUGGGAAAUAUUCAAAGAGCAGCAACACCUGAGCCAGGGGAAGCACUUCUGCCUGGAGCUCAGGGCCACGCUGGACAACCCAGAGAGAGAGCUGGACCUGCACCUUCUGGGCCUGCACAGGCACGGCAGGCCUCAACAGAAAAAAGCCAUCUUAGUGGUCUUCACCAGGUCCAAGAAGAGGCAGACCCUCUUCAGUGAGAGGAGAGAGGGGAGGGCGUUGCUGGGCCUAGAGAGGAAAGCCAAAGAGAGAGGCCCGGGUGCCAAAGCCAGCAGGAGAAGGAGGACGGCCACGUCCAAAACCCGCCACGGGAAGAGACACGGCAAGAAGUCCAAAUCCAGGUGCAGCAAGAAGCCACUGCACGUCAACUUCAGAGAUCUCGGCUGGGACGACUGGAUCAUCGCCCCGCUGGAUUACGAGGCAUACCACUGCGAGGGGGUUUGUGAUUUCCCCCUACGCUCCCACCUGGAGCCCACCAACCACGCCAUCAUCCAGACUCUCAUGAAUUCAAUGAACCCCAGCAACAUGCCGCCCAGCUGCUGCGCCCCGUCCAAACUCAGCCCCAUCAGCAUCCUCUACAUCGACUCAGGAAACAAUGUGGUCUACAAACAGUACGAGGACAUGGUGGUGGAGUCUUGUGGCUGUAGGUAGUAGAUCAGGCAGGUGUAGUUCUUUAUGUUGAUCUCCACCUCCUUCAGGUUUCUGGUUAGUGGGAAUCAAACAGCAUCACAGUGGCAAAGCUGCACAUGAAAUAAGGAAAAGUUGCUUGAUUCAUUCAUCAAGAUGGAGACUGGAAGACACGUAGUGAUGCAUUUUCUAACCAUGCAUCCAGCAAGGUCAUGUUUAAUACCUCAAACAAUGUUUCUUGUUUUUUUUCUGUAUGUUUUUGUCUUGGCCACUUCGACACCACAGUGACUGCAUAUUCAAAGAGAGAUGUGAUGAGAUAAACCUGUAUGAUGUAUGUCAGCAAACAUUUUGGCAAAUAUGCUCAAUCACUUUCUUGCAGAGAGAUUUAUUCAGCUUUAGAGGUGCCGGUACGUUUAGGCAGAGCCAGGCUAGCAGUUUCCACCUGUGCCCAGUCUUUAUGCUAAGCUAUGCUAAAUGCCUCUUGACCGUAGCUUCAUAUUUAAUGUCCUGACACAAGAAUCAGUAUCAAUGUUCUCAUCUAAAUCUAAGCAAAAAGGUGAAUAACCUUCAACAAUGUUGAAUUAUUUCUCUAAAAAAAAUGAAAUAUCCUCAAUUUAAGAAAAAUAAAUCUCUCAUGAAGUUAUCACCAGUGCAGAAAUAAAACAAUUGGUGCCAAUGUUUUAAUCUUUUACCUCUUUUUGACACACAGGACACGAGCACUAUGUUUAACUUUCAUGGACUGCUAUAUUAAUACGAACAUUUAAUAUGUGUGACGAUUCUUUUCUGGUUAUUGUGAUAAUUCUAAAAAGAAAAACAAACAUAAAGCAGAGCAAACUAAAUAUGAACUUUCCCUGCAGUCAAAGCAGUCUGGAAGUGCAGCAGUAUAAUCAUCCUGACCCCAGAUGAUCCAGCGUAGUCAGUCUGCUUUAAUUUUGGACAUUUGACGACUGAAACAGGCUGAUUUAUUACACGUGUGCGGCCUGUUUCUUUUACUACUUCAGGUAAACAUUAUUUUUAUGUCUUGAGCGACGUCCUCACCAGGAUUAAAAAGCAGAUUUUCAGCACUUGACAUGGCCUAUGACUCAGGGAACGUCCUCGAGUGCUGGAGAGAAUGUAAAGUCCUUUCUUCAGAUUAACCACCAUCAGUUCAUUCCCACCACGACCAAUGCAGGGUUUCUCACAGUGAACGGACCAUUUCUUUUUUUUGUUUUUCCAUUGAGGAGUUACAUAAUUUUGUCUGCGAUGCACUGAUGUUCAAAGGUACCAUGUGUAAAUAUUUGAUAUGGGAGAUAAUAAUUUAUGUUCUAUGAAUAAGUUAUUUCAAUUUUAUUGUCCGCUUUGUUCCGUUUAUAACUUCCAGACGGCAUGAGUCACACAUCUGGAUGUUCAGGUUCAGAUAAACACAUAUGGGUAAUGUUUUGGUAACCAAACGUGACAGCUAUGUUCUGGUCACAGGCUGUGAAAUACUGUACGAUCAUCAGUGUUUUUGUUGGAUAUAUAAAUAGUAAAUAAUUUUUCACCAAAGAAAAAAAAAACAUUGUUUUUGUUUGGUGAAUUAUACUGUUGUUUAAAACAUUAGUAGCACAUUUUAGCCUCUUAUAUUUUCUAUUUUGCAUUAUUUACUGGAAUCUGAAAAUAAUAUAUUAUACUGACUGUCAGUACGAUGAAAUGGAUAAUUCAGUGUCAUGCCACAGUGUUUAUAUUCUCUCUUUGCUCUCAUGCAUCCAACCAUGUGACGCAUCAUGACAGCAGAAAACGAAUUGAUAAUGUAUUUUUACAGAGUGAAAUAAUCAGUUUAAUUGUUUAACCAAAUGAAUCUAUUCUUAUAAACUGUGUGAACUGUAAAAUAUGUAGAGUAA
Messenger RNA from Larimichthys crocea (large yellow croaker), 3655 nucleotides. It is a transcript of the gene gdf6b, whose product is annotated as growth differentiation factor 6b. Gene Ontology annotation, molecular function: growth factor activity; cytokine activity. The coding region runs from base 582 to 1820 and encodes 412 amino acids. Gene Ontology annotation, biological process: BMP signaling pathway. The transcript is spliced from 2 exons. Gene Ontology annotation, cellular component: extracellular region. The record is from RefSeq and is a predicted model, not a curated record. Lineage: Eukaryota; Metazoa; Chordata; Actinopteri; Sciaenidae.